This is a messenger RNA of Leopardus geoffroyi (Geoffroy's cat), 9620 nucleotides long. RefSeq names its product filaggrin (gene FLG). Gene Ontology annotation, biological process: establishment of skin barrier. Gene Ontology annotation, cellular component: keratohyalin granule; cornified envelope. NCBI's taxonomy places the organism in Eukaryota, Metazoa, Chordata, Mammalia, Carnivora, Felidae. Gene Ontology annotation, molecular function: transition metal ion binding; structural molecule activity; calcium ion binding. The record is from RefSeq and is a predicted model, not a curated record. The transcript has 5 exons. Bases 133 to 9093 code for a protein of 2986 amino acids.
GACAAUGGCUCCUCCCUGGAUGGACUUGCUAUAAAAGGGCCACUAUCCCAGACUUCAGCACCCAGCAAAGCUCCUUCAGGCUACAUUCUACUUACUCUUGUGGUGAAGAACGUUCACCUUUACUACCAAAAGAUGUCUACUCUCCUGGAAAACAUCAUUGCCAUCAUCGACCUAUUCCAUGAGUACUCAACAACAGACAAGGAGACUGACACACUGAGCAGAGAAGAACUGAAGGAGCUCCUGGAAAGAGAGUUUCGGCCAGUCCUGAAGAAUCCAGAUGACCCAGACACUGCUGAUGUCUUCAUGCAUAUUCUUGAUCUAGACCAUGACAAGAAAAUUGACUUCACUGAGUACUUUCUAAUGGUAUUCAAGUUGGCUACAGCAUACUAUGAGUCAAACAAAAGACAGAACUUCCAAGCAACGGAGCAAAACCAAAACCACCAUGCACACCAUACAAAAGAUGAAGACGAUGAUUUAGAUGAAGACAAAGUACAAUUAGAAAAAGAAGAAAAAUUGAGAAAAUCCACACAAUCAGGAAAAACCCAUGAAAAAAGGAGGGAGACAAGAUCCAAAGGACUAAAAGGAAAAGGAAAAUAUAGACACAAGCAAGGACCUGACAAUUCUAGACAGACAGGAUCCCUUGAGGGUGAGGAGGCCGAUGGUGGACACUCGGAGCGAGGAUCUCGUCACCAUCAGUCAUCCACUCAGGCACACGGCUCUAGACACUCACACCCUGAGCAUGGACAAUCCUCAUCUGAAUCCAGGCCACUGAGAAACCGAGGGUCCAGUGUCAGUCAGGACAGCGACAGUGAAGGACACUCAGAAGAUUCGGACAGACAGUAUGGGUCUGGUUCAGGAAACCAACGUGGGUCUGCCCAUGGCCAUGCGGGAGACGGCUCUAGACUCUCUCACUCUCAUCGAAGGCAGGGAGACAAUCAUGGGCACUCUGAUUCUGCCCAUGGACAGUCAGACUCUGGUACCAGAAGAGGACAAGGAUCUAGUCAUGGACACGCUGUAGACAGCUACACACAAUCAGGGUCUCAUCACGGAGAGACAUCCUCUCGGGGACACACUGACUCCUCCCGUGGGCAGUCAAGAUCCGGCACAAGAGGACGACAAGAAUCCCAGCAUCACCGGUCAGCAGACACUUCCAGACGCUCAGCCACUGGACAUGGACAAUCGUCCUCUGGAUACAGGGCAAGCAGACAGCGGGGAUCCAGUGUGAGUCAGGCCAGCGACAGCGAAGGACAUUCAGAAGGUGCAGGCAGAGAAUCUUCAAAUACCCUCGGAAGGUCUGGGUCCACUUUGAGGAAGGAACAUGGGUCUAGCCAUGGGCAGUCAGGAGACAGGUCUGGGCACUCAGGGACCCGUCAAGGGCAGACGGCCUCCCGUGGGAGGUCAGACUCUGCCCACCGAGAGUCAGGAUCCACCACCAGGGAAAGGCAAGGGCGCGACCACCAGCAGUCAGGAGACAGAUCUGGGCACUCAGGAUCCCUUCACGGGCAGACAGCCUCCCUUGGGGGAUCAGACUCUGCCCACCGAGAACCAGGAUCCACCUCCAGGGAAAGGCAAGGGAGCCACCACCAGCAGUCAGGGGACAGAUCCGGGCACUCAGGGUCCCGUCAAGGGCAGACGGCCUCCCGUGGGAAGUCAGACUCUGCCCACCGAGAGUCAGGAUCCACCACCAGGGAAAGGCAAGGGCGCCACCACCAGCAGUCAGGAGACAGAUCUGGGCACUCAGGAUCCCUUCACGGGCAGACGGCCUCCCUUGGGGGAUCAGACUCUGCCCACCGAGAAUCAGGAUCCACCUCCAGGGAAAGGCAAGGGAGCCACCACCAGCAGUCAGGGGACAGAUCCGGGCACUCAGGGUCCCGUCAAGGGCAGACGGCGUCCCGUGGGCGGUCAGACUCUGCCCACCGAGAGUCAGGAUCCACCACCAGGGAAACGCAAGGGCGCCACCUUCGGCAGUCAGACGACAGCUCCAGACAUUCGGGUGCCGGACAUGGACAAAGCUCUUCUGGAUCUGGUAACAGCAGACACCGGGGAUCCAGAGCCGGUCAGGCCAGUGACAGUGAAGGACAAUCAGAAGACUCAGAUACUCAGUCAGGGUCAGUCUUGGAACAGUCCAGGUCCAGUCAAAGGAGACAACAUGACAAUGUACGUGGCAGUUCUGAGCACUCAGGGGCUUAUUUCUACCAGAUAGCCUCCCAAGAACACUUGAAUUCUGCCCACGGGCAGUCUCAAUCCAGCACCAGAGGGAGACAAGGAUCCCGCCCUGAGCAGGCACGUGACAGCUCUAGACAGGCAGGAUCCCUUGAGGGUCAGGCAGCUGAUGGUGGACACUCGGAGCGAGGAUCUCGUCACCAUCAGUCAUCCACUCAGGCACACGGCUCUAGACACUCACACCCUGAGCAUGGACAAUCCUCAUCUGAAUCCAGGCCACUGAGAAACCGAGGGUCCAGUGUCAGUCAGGACAGCGACAGUGAAGGACACUCAGAAGAUUCGGACAGACAGUAUGGGUCUGGUUCAGGAAACCAACGUGGGUCUGCCCAUGGCCAUGCGGGAGACGGCUCUAGACUCUCUCACUCUCAUCGAAGGCAGGGAGACAAUCAUGGGCACUCUGAUUCUGCCCAUGGACAGUCAGACUCUGGUACCAGAAGAGGACAAGGAUCUAGUCAUGGACACGCUGUAGACAGCUACACACAAUCAGGGUCUCAUCACGGAGAGACAUCCUCUCGGGGACACACUGACUCCUCCCGUGGGCAGUCAAGAUCCGGCACAAGAGGACGACAAGAAUCCCAGCAUCACCGGUCAGCAGACACCUCCAGACGCUCAGCCACUGGACAUGGACAAUCGUCCUCUGGAUACGGGGCAAGCAGACAGCGGGGAUCCAGUGUGAGUCAGGCCAGCGACAGCGAAGGACAUUCAGAAGGUGCAGGCAGAGAAUCUUCAAACACCCUCGGAAGGUCUGGGUCCACUUUGAGGAAGGAACAUGGGUCUAGCCAUGGGCAGUCAGGAGACAGGUCUGGGCACUCAGGGACCCGUCAAGGGCAGACGGCCUCCCGUGGGAAGUCAGACUCUGCCCACCGAGAGUCAGGAUCCACCACCAGGGAAAGGCAAGGGCGCCACCACCAGCAGUUAGGAGACAGAUCUGGGCACUCAGGAUCCCUUCACGGGCAGACGGCCUCCCUUGGGGGAUCAGACUCUGCCCACCGAGAAUCAGGAUCCACCACCAGGGAAAGGCAAGGGAGCCACCACCAGCAGUCAGGGGACAGAUCCGGGCACUCAGGGUCCCAUCAAGGGCAGACGGCGUCCCGUGGGCGGUCAGACUCUGCCCACCGAGAGUCAGGAUCCACCACCAGGGAAACACAAGGGCGCCACCUUCGGCAGUCAGACGACAGCUCCAGACAUUCGGGAUCUCGUCACCAUCAGUCAUCCACUCAGGCACACGGCUCUAGACACUCACACCCUGAGCAUGGACAAUCCUCAUCUGAAUCCAGGCCACUGAGAAACCGAGGGUCCAGUGUCAGUCAGGACAGCGACAGUGAAGGACACUCAGAAGAUUCGGACAGACAGUAUGGGUCUGGUUCAGGAAACCAACGUGGGUCUGCCCAUGGCCAUGCGGGAGACGGCUCUAGACUCUCUCACUCUCAUCGAAGGCAGGGAGACAAUCAUGGGCACUCUGAUUCUGCCCAUGGACAGUCAGACUCUGGUACCAGAAGAGGACAAGGAUCUAGUCAUGGACACGCUGUAGACAGCUACACACAAUCAGGGUCUCAUCACGGAGAGACAUCCUCUCGGGGACACACUGACUCCUCCCGUGGGCAGUCAAGAUCCGGCACAAGAGGACGACAAGAAUCCCAGCAUCACCGGUCAGCAGACACCUCCAGACGCUCAGCCACUGGACAUGGACAAUCGUCCUCUGGAUACGGGGCAAGCAGACAGCGGGGAUCCAGUGUGAGUCAGGCCAGCGACAGCGAAGGACAUUCAGAAGGUGCAGGCAGAGAAUCUUCAAACACCCUCGGAAGGUCUGGGUCCACUUUGAGGAAGGAACAUGGGUCUAGCCAUGGGCAGUCAGGAGACAGGUCUGGGCACUCAGGGACCCGUCAAGGGCAGACGGCCUCCCGUGGGAAGUCAGACUCUGCCCACCGAGAGUCAGGAUCCACCACCAGGGAAAGGCAAGGGCGCCACCACCAGCAGUCAGGAGACAGAUCUGGGCACUCAGGAUCCCUUCACGGGCAGACGGCCUCCCUUGGGGGAUCAGACUCUGCCCACCGAGAAUCAGGAUCCACCUCCAGGGAAAGGCAAGGGAGCCACCACCAGCAGUCAGGGGACAGAUCCGGGCACUCAGGGUCCCGUCAAGGGCAGACGGCGUCCCGUGGGCGGUCAGACUCUGCCCACCGAGAGUCAGGAUCCACCACCAGGGAAACACAAGGGCGCCACCUUCGGCAGUCAGAUGACAGCUCCAGACAUUCGGGAUCUCGUCACCAUCAGUCAUCCACUCAGGCACACGGCUCUAGACACUCACACCCUGAGCAUGGACAAUCCUCAUCUGAAUCCAGGCCACUGAGAAACCGAGGGUCCAGUGUCAGUCAGUACAGCGACAGUGAAGGACACUCAGGAGAUUCGGACAGACAGUAUGGGUCUGGUUCAGGAAACCAACGUGGGUCUGCCCAUGGCCAUGCGGGAGACGGCUCUAGACUCUCUCACUCUCAUCGAAGGCAGGGAGACAAUCAUGGGCACUCUGAUUCUGCCCAUGGACAGUCAGACUCUGGUACCAGAAGAGGACAAGGAUCUAGUCAUGGACACGCUGUAGACAGCUACACACAAUCAGGGUCUCAUCACGGAGAGACAUCCUCUCGGGGACACACUGACUCCUCCCGUGGGCAGUCAAGAUCCGGCACAAGAGGACGACAAGAAUCCCAGCAUCACCGGUCAGCAGACACCUCCAGACGCUCAGCCACUGGACAUGGAAAAUCGUCCUCUGGAUACGGGGCAAGCAGACAGCGGGGAUCCAGUGUGAGUCAGGCCAGCGACAGCGAAGGACAUUCAGAAGGUGCAGGCAGAGAAUCUUCAAACACCCUCGGAAGGUCUGGGACCACUUUGAGGAAGGAACAUGGGUCUAGCCAUGGGCAGUCAGGAGACAGGUCUGGGCACUCAGGGACCCGUCAAGGGCAGACGGCCUCCCGUGGGCGGUCAGACUCUGCCCACCGAGAGUCAGGAUCCACCACCAGGGAAAGGCAAGGGCGCCACCACCAGCAGUCAGGAGACAGAUCUGGGCACUCAGGAUCCCUUCACGGGCAGACGGCCUCCCUUGGGGGAUCAGACUCUGCCCACCGAGAAUCAGGAUCCACCUCCAGGGAAAGGCAAGGGCACCACCACCAGCAGUCAGGAGACAGAUCCGGGCACUCAGGGUCCCGUCAAGGGCAGACAGCCUCCCAUGGGGGAUCAGACUCUGCCCACCGAGAGUCAGGAUCCACCACCAGGGAAACACAAGGGCGCCACCACCAGCAGUCAGGAGACAGAUCCAGGCACUCAGGGUCCCGUCAAGGGCAGACGGCCUCUAGUGGGCAGUCAGACUCUGCCCACCGAGAGUCAGGAUCCACCACCAGAGAAACGCAAGGGCGCCACCUUCAGCAGUCAGACGACAGCUCCAGACAUUCGGGUGCCGGACAUGGACAAAGCUCUUCUGGAUCUGGUAACAGCAGACACCGGGGAUCCAGAACCGGUCACGCCAGUGACAGUGAAGGACAAUCAGAAGACUCAGAUACUCAGUCAGGGUCAGUCUUGGAACGGUCCAGGUCCAGUCAAAGGAGACAACAUGACAAUGUACGUGGCAGUUCUGAGCACUCAGGGGCUUAUUUCUACCAGAUAGCCUCCCAAGAACACUUGAAUUCUGCCCACGGGCAGUCUCAAUCCAGCACCAGAGGGAGACAAGGAUCCCGCCCUGAGCAGGCACGUGACAGCUCUAGACAGGCAGGAUCCCUUGAGGGUCAGGCAGCCGAUGGUGGACACUCGGAGCGAGGAUCUCGUCACCAUCAGUCAUCCACUCAGGCACACGGCUCUAGACACUCACACCCUGAGCAUGGACAAUCCUCAUCUGAAUCCAGGCCACUGAGAAACCGAGGGUCCAGUGUCAGUCAGGACAGCGACAGUGAAGGACACUCAGAAGAUUCGGACAGACAGUAUGGGUCUGGUUCAGGAAACCAACGUGGGUCUGCCCAUGGCCAUGCGGGAGACGGCUCUAGACUCUCUCACUCUCAUCGAAGGCAGGGAGACAAUCAUGGGCACUCUGAUUCUGCCCAUGGACAGUCAGACUCUGGUACCAGAAGAGGACAAGGAUCUAGUCAUGGACACGCUGUAGACAGCUACACACAAUCAGGGUCUCAUCACGGAGAGACAUCCUCUCGGGGACACACUGACUCCUCCCGUGGGCAGUCAAGAUCCGGCACAAGAGGACGACAAGAAUCCCAGCAUCACCGGUCAGCAGACACCUCCAGACGCUCAGCCACUGGACAUGGACAAUCGUCCUCUGGAUACGGGGCAAGCAGACAGCGGGGAUCCAGUGUGAGUCAGGCCAGCGACAGCGAAGGACAUUCAGAAGGUGCAGGCAGAGAAUCUUCAAACACCCUCGGAAGGUCUGGGACCACUUUGAGGAAGGAACAUGGGUCUAGCCAUGGGCAGUCAGGAGACAGGUCUGGGCACUCAGGGACCCGUCAAGGGCAGACGGCCUCCCGUGGGCGGUCAGACUCUGCCCACCGAGAGUCAGGAUCCACCACCAGGGAAAGGCAAGGGCACCACCACCAGCAGUCAGGAGACAGAUCUGGGCACUCAGGAUCCCUUCACGGGCAGACGGCCUCCCUUGGGGGAUCAGACUCUGCCCACCGAGAAUCAGGAUCCACCUCCAGGGAAAGGCAAGGGCACCACCACCAGCAGUCAGGAGACAGAUCCGGGCACUCAGGGUCCCGUCAAGGGCAGACAGCCUCCCAUGGGGGAUCAGACUCUGCCCACCGAGAGUCAGGAUCCACCACCAGGGAAACACAAGGGCGCCACCACCAGCAGUCAGGAGACAGAUCCAGGCACUCAGGGUCCCGUCAAGGGCAGACGGCCUCUAGUGGGCAGUCAGACUCUGCCCACCGAGAGUCAGGAUCCACCACCAGAGAAACGCAAGGGCGCCACCUUCGGCAGUCAGACGACAGCUCCAGACAUUCGGGUGCCGGACAUGGACAAAGCUCUUCUGGAUCUGGUAACAGCAGACACCGGGGAUCCAGAACCGGUCACGCCAGUGACAGUGAAGGACAAUCAGAAGACUCAGAUACUCAGUCAGGGUCAGUCUUGGAACGGUCCAGGUCCAGUCAAAGGAGACAACAUGACAAUGUACGUGGCAGUUCUGAGCACUCAGGGGCUUAUUUCUACCAGAUAGCCUCCCAAGAACACUUGAAUUCUGCCCACGGGCAGUCUCAAUCCAGCACCAGAGGGAGACAAGGAUCCCGCCCUGAGCAGGCACGUGACAGCUCUAGACAGGCAGGAUCCCUUGAGGGUCAGGCAGCCGAUGGUGGACACUCGGAGCGAGGAUCUCGUCACCAUCAGUCAUCCACUCAGGCACACGGCUCUAGACACUCACACCCUGAGCAUGGACAAUCCUCAUCUGAAUCCAGGCCACUGAGAAACCGAGGGUCCAGUGUCAGUCAGGACAGCGACAGUGAAGGACACUCAGAAGAUUCGGACAGACAGUAUGGGUCUGGUUCAGGAAACCAACGUGGGUCUGCCCAUGGCCAUGCGGGAGACGGCUCUAGACUCUCUCACUCUCAUCGAAGGCAGGGAGACAAUCAUGGGCACUCUGAUUCUGCCCAUGGACAGUCAGACUCUGGUACCAGAAGAGGACAAGGAUCUAGUCAUGGACACGCUGUAGACAGCUACACACAAUCAGGGUCUCAUCACGGAGAGACAUCCUCUCGGGGACACACUGACUCCUCCCGUGGGCAGUCAAGAUCCGGCACAAGAGGACGACAAGAAUCCCAGCAUCACCGGUCAGCAGACACCUCCAGACGCUCAGCCACUGGACAUGGACAAUCGUCCUCUGGAUACGGGGCAAGCAGACAGCGGGGAUCCAGUGUGAGUCAGGCCAGCGACAGCGAAGGACAUUCAGAAGGUGCAGGCAGAGAAUCUUCAAACACCCGCGGAAGGUCUGGGUCCACUUUGAGGAAGGAACAUGGGUCUAGCCAUGGGCAGUCAGGAGACAGGUCUGGGCACUCAGGGACCCGUCAAGGGCAGACGGCCUCCCGUGGGAGGUCAGACUCUGCCCACCGAGAGUCAGGAUCCACCACCAGGGAAAGGCAAGGGCGCCACCACCAGCAGUCAGGAGACAGAUCUGGGCACUCAGGAUCCCUUCACGGGCAGACGGCCUCCCUUGGGGGAUCAGACUCUGCCCACCGAGAGUCAGAAUCCACCACCAGGGAAACACAAGGGCGCCACCACCAGCAGUCAGGAGACAGAUCCAGGCACUCAGGGUCCCGUCAAGGGCAGACGGCCUCUGGUGGGCAGUCAGACUCUGCCCACCUAGAGUCAGGAUCCACCACCAGAGAAACGCAAGGGCGCCACCUUCGGCAGUCAGACGACAGCUCCAGACAUUCAGGUGCUGGACGUGGACAAAGCUCUUCUGGAUCUGGUAACAGCAGACACCGGGGAUCCAGAACCGGUCAGGCCAGUGACAGUGAAGGACAGUCAGAAGACUCAGAUACUCAGUCAGGGUCAGUCCAGGAACAGUCCAGUUCCAGUCAAAGGAGACAACAUGACAAUGUACGUGGCAGUUCUGAAAACUCAGGGUCUUAUUUCUACCAGAAAUCAGUGUCUCCUCCAGGGCAGAGAGAAAAUUGCGGGAAGUCUGAUUCAGAUUUUGGACAGUCUCAGUAUGGUCGUGUAAGUUAUGAUUGUACCAAUAUGGCAUUCAGGGACAGACCUCACUCUGGAGAUGAAUUUAUAACAUCCAAUAUAUCAGACAGUAAUAUGCAGUCACGAACAUAUGGUCAUUCAAGUGAUAAUUCAAAACAGUUGGGAUUUGGUCAGUUAGAAAGAUAUUAUUAUUAUGAGUGAGAACCCAAUAGAAAAAUAAUUAAUACUGAGAGUAGGUAAGUGAAACAAGACAUAACUUUGCAUCAAGAAACUUCUCAUUAUACUUCCAAAGGGUUUACGUUACCAUUUUAUUUUGAAUAAGUUACACAAUUUCUUCCCUUGGGCAUAGUUUAGUUUAUUCUCUAGAAAUUUAUGCCUUUGUUUGGAAAUGGUGAAUGGGAAUAAACAAUGUUAUUUAGACCUAAAUUUAGAAAACACAGUAUUUUGGGUGUUGGGGUUGAAGUAAGCAUUUUUCUUUUCUGAGCUUAAAUUUUAGGACCUUUGUAGAUUUGUGCACUGAUCUUUGUGAAAAAUAUUAUAAAAUCACUGUUCUCGUGGCAAAAAUUAUAAAAUCACUGUUCUAGUGGCCAAACCUCCAAUGUUAUUAUCAGGGCUCAGUACAUCUUUCUGGACUAUCCUUGUAAUGGAAUUCUAUAUUAUUCUGGCUUCAUUAAAAUCAAAAAAGUGUAUUGCAUAAAGAUUCAAAAUAAACAAUUGGGCAUAUGUCA